GGAAGGCAUAAGGAAAGACCAAUCCUGGUUCAUCAUGGAGCCAGAGGGCCAUCAUGGGCAAGACCCUCGCGUGCCUCUCAAGCUACGGGACUCCACCUAUGGUACUCGGACUGCACUUAUGUCGCCUUAUACAUAUGCAGGCUUGUAUUCCCCAUUCUAUCCAUUUGGAUCUGUUUCUAUUUUUUCUCAUCUCUGUAUCACACACAAAAGUUCCAGUUCCAUUUUUGAAUUCUCUCUGCUUUCUUGAUAUCAUCUGAAGUAUUGUCAAAGCACCUAGCGAUGGCCUUAUGAAACUCUUCCAGUACUAUAUCCUACGGGCUUCCGCACCACCGAGAGUUCAAACAUACUAGACAUUCCCAUCAUCACUGGUUUCGUAAUAUACCACAUGACGAUUACGAACGUUCAGCUUCCAAAAGUACAUCUGACAGCUAGAAAAGAACGCCACGGCAUAUAGUGUCUUUACACUUUCUUCCGUCUAUUGAUAUACGGCCGGUCUGGUGUGAGAACCAGGAAAGUCCACACACCCGGCUGCCGUCAUUUUCUGUCGAUUUCGUGUUCCUCUAUUACUAUUGUUGAUCUUCAUCUCCACAAUGAGCGGUUCUAAUUCGACAGUUUUUGGCCAGGGCAGGUGUCCAGCGCCGUUCCUUGAGUCAGAUUUCUUCCCAUCGACGGGUGGUUUUACCGAUGGAAGGUUUUGCUCUACCACCUUGGGGGUCAUUUGCUGCUUGCCAUGUCCACAAACUGAAUGGCUGUACGGUGAAAGCAUCAACACCCUCACCGAAUCCGCAAAUUGGGUCAGUGUAGCGGCGAUGAUAUGUUCAGUAUACUUGUUGAUAUGCUUCGCAUUUCUGCCGGUUGAGAAAACCCAUAGACAUUAUCUCAGUAUAUGCUUGGUUAUGGCUACAGUUUUGAUGCAGUUGGGAUUUAUUAUACCAUUAAGCGCAAAACCCGAGCAAUGCUACAACGCGAUCACUCCGAACGAUAUGAGCACUAACUUUACUUGUGCAAUCUCCGGUGCUCUCAUAAUGGCUGGUGGCUGGUGUGGUGUGAUGUGGGUCUUCUUAAGGUCCCUCGCCUUACAUCUACAGAUCUGUUGGCAGGUGAUUAUUGGAAAUUCAUUCAUGUGGGGAGCUCUUGCUACUGGAUGGGGAAUACCAGCCAUUGCAUUGUGUUUUGGAAUGGUCUUUAGUGGUGUUUCUUUUCGAUUUGGAGAUACUUGCCAUAUCAAUCACGAGAAUAGUUUAGCGGACUUCUGGAUUCCUCUUCUAGUUUUCUCUGGCGCCACCGUUAUCAUCCAGUUCGUUACUUUCGGUUACUGCAUCAAAGUAUAUCUUUCAUCCCUCGCAGACAAUUCCAACACCACAGAAACUUCAGGCGUUCUGCCUUCGUACACUAACAGUGUGCGCACUGUCUCACCACGACAAGCAUAUCGACGAGUUCGACGAGUGAUUGAGUUACAAUGGAGAGGUAUCGCUAUUGUACUAGUGAUUAUUGCUGAUGUCGCAUUCUUUGCAAUUGUGUUUGUCUUCAUGGAUGAUUUAGAAACAAAUAUUCUCAAGGAUCCUACCAAAGCCGAGCAAUGGUUAACAUGCUUGGUACAAACUGCUGGAGGUAGAGAAGAGUGUUUGCCUCUAGCGAAAUCUCUAGUUGUCAACGAAGCGACCGUUGGUGCAGUCCUUGUUCUGCUAUCCUUCAAUGGCUUCUGGGCAGCAAUAUUCUUAGGAAGAAAGGCAAUGAUUACAGGCUGGUAUGAAAUGUACCGUGGAAAAAUAAAGCCCAACAAUGAAUUCGUCAGCGCCGAUGCCCACGCCUUCAAGGAUCCCAGGGCAUACGAGAUGCUUAGCAAAGAUCGAGAUCAGCAUGACAGCAAAAACAUGGAGGCAUACGCAACUCCAGACGCCGUCUCUCCGAUUUCACCCGUUCGAAAGAGUGGUCGAGAAACACCAGAUUACUUUGGUAGAGAAGCGAGAUAUAAAUCACCGUCACGUUCAUUUUCCAAACCCCAUCCACCACAAUCAUGGGAUUCAACCACAACAUAUGCUCCACCCAUGAAUUCCAGCACGAAUAAAUUUUGAUUUAGGGUCGACAUGUAUAUUUUAUUUAUUUUCAAGCAUUUUUUUAGCGAUGUUUCAUAUUAUCCCUCACGAAGGGUCAAACAGGAGUUUGGUGGCUUGGCGACUCGGCGGUUUGGCUAGGCGAUAGAGCUAAAAGGAGUAGAGAGUUCGGCUCGUCACCCCACGCGGGGUGAAAAGACUUCGGGUAGUCGUCUACAUGGAUCAAGUCAGGAUAUAAAAAGGUCGGAACCUGGAAUAAAAUCCCUUUCCUUUGUACAAGAAAAGGCCGGUCGGGUGAAAGGGCUCCGACCGGGUGGGUGAGGAUAUGGAGGGGGUGGGGUAUAAUGAGUCCACAAUACCUAGAUACCCAUUGAUAGUCCAAAAUGGUCACCGAACUUACUGGUUCGAGGACACUAAUACUGCUAUAGUUGUAGUAGGUAUACAUAGAUCUCGAGUCCCGAGAUCCCGGAUUAAGUAUAGGAUCUACCCCACCUACCUAUGUAAUGAUGAUCUGUACUUUAUUAGUAGUGUUUGUAUGUAUUAUGAUGACAUCAAAUAGAAAAUAUAUA
Molecule: messenger RNA, 2623 nt
Organism: Botrytis cinerea B05.10
Lineage: Eukaryota; Fungi; Ascomycota; Leotiomycetes; Helotiales; Sclerotiniaceae
Exons: 4
Coding region: 591-2075 (494 amino acids)
Biological process (GO): G protein-coupled receptor signaling pathway; cell surface receptor signaling pathway
Cellular component (GO): membrane
Molecular function (GO): G protein-coupled receptor activity
Source: RefSeq, a predicted model, not a curated record